Clupea harengus (Atlantic herring) is the source of this 1211-nucleotide messenger RNA. It is a transcript of the gene cldn15la, whose product is annotated as claudin 15-like a. Gene Ontology annotation, molecular function: structural molecule activity. The record is from RefSeq and is a predicted model, not a curated record. Gene Ontology annotation, cellular component: membrane; bicellular tight junction. Lineage: Eukaryota; Metazoa; Chordata; Actinopteri; Clupeiformes; Clupeidae.
ACACAUCACACUGUGAAUACCGCUUCCUCCUCAUUUCUAUCUUCCUACUUACUCCAACAGGGCCAUACUAAGAGGCUCCAACAAAGAAAUUGUUUUACUUGACAGAUAAAUAACUUUUGGGGGGAAUUUUCACUAUCUUUCUCUCUGAGUACACUCCACUACUCUACGAGCGCCUUUUUCCUGCGAUUUUGUAGAUUUCUUGUAACCAUGUCGACGGCUAUAGAGGCAGUUGGCUUCUUCAUGAGUGUGGCCAGUUGGCUGAUCACUGGGACAUCUUUGGCCAAUGACUACUGGAAGGUGUCCUCUUUCUCCGGCAGUGUGAUCAUCUCCAACCGGCAGUAUGAGAACCUGUGGCACUCCUGCGCCGAGGACAGCACGGGGGUGGCAAACUGCAGAGACUUUGAGUCCAUGUUGGCACUGCCAGGUUACAUCCAGGCAUGCCGAGCUCUGAUGGUGGUCUCCCUGCUCUUGAGCCUGGUCGCCAUGAUUGUGUCUGUGAUGGGACUCAAGUGCAUUAAGCUGGGCAACACCACGGAGCCGGGCAAGGCCAAGAUUGCCGUCUCAGGGGGCACCCUCUUCCUUCUGGCUGGGGUAUGCACUAUGGUGGCAGUCAGCUGGUAUGCUUCUCGUGUUGUGGAGGACUUCAGCAACCCUUUCUUUGGAGGCAUCAAGUUUGAGCCGGGCGCUGGCCUGUAUAUUGGCUGGGCAGGAGGCAUCCUGGCCAUAAUCGGGGGAGCCAUUAUGUGCUGUGCCUGCAAGAGAGUGUCUGCAGGAGGUACUGGAGGCUACCCUGGACAGGCGGCAAAGAUCUACAAGGCAACCCCUGUGUCGGAGAGUGGGACCGCCAGGAACUAUGUCUGAGGCGUCAUGUUGACAUUCGCACCACUUCCUCUGCCCUUGUUACUACCAUUUGUUUUAGCUCUGCAAAUGUAAACUACUCACUUCUGCUUUGAGUUAAAAUGUAGAAGUUGAAUCCAAAAAAGGGAGUGCCUUGUAAAGCCAAAUUGAUUAGGCAUGUUUGUCUGCAUUGCUUUAGAAUAGAAGUUUUCCAAAAGACGGUAAUUAAGUAGUUGUUUUUAUUGUCGUGGAUCUAUGCUUUUUUUUUAAACUGUAACGCAUUUUUGACCACAAAAGUUCAUUUGUUACUAAUUGCUAACUGAUUUGAACCAUUGGUUUAAGCCAUUUCAGUGAAAUAAAGUCUUUUUCAUACA